Molecule: messenger RNA, 825 nt
Organism: Kluyveromyces lactis
Lineage: Eukaryota; Fungi; Ascomycota; Saccharomycetes; Saccharomycetales; Saccharomycetaceae
Gene: PET8
Product: Pet8p
Exons: 1
Coding region: 1-825 (274 amino acids)
Cellular component (GO): mitochondrial inner membrane
Molecular function (GO): S-adenosyl-L-methionine transmembrane transporter activity
Source: RefSeq, a predicted model, not a curated record
AUGGAUUCUCAGAUGUUUAUUGCGUCCUUGGUGAGUGGUGCCGCAGCAGGAACGUCGACCGAUCUGGCAUUUUUCCCAAUAGACACCUUGAAAACCCGGUUACAAGCUAAAGGUGGGUUUUUCGCCAAUGGUGGAUACAAAGGUGUGUACCGUGGUCUUGGGAGCGCGGUUGUUGCGAGUGCACCAAGUGCUUCUUUGUUUUUCGUUGCGUAUGAUUCGAUGAAGUGCUGGUCGCGGCCUGUUAUCGGUCAGCUUUUGCCAAAAGGUGAAGAUCAAACGGCAGAUACGCUUUCGCAUAUGGUCUCUUCUAGUUUUGGUGAGAUUUCUGCAUGUAUGGUUCGUGUUCCUGCUGAAGUGAUCAAGCAACGGACACAGACUCAUAGGACAAAUUCUUCUUUGCAAACUUUGCAGGCGUUACUACGUAAUGAGAACGGAGAAGGUUUGCGCAGGAAUCUGUACCGUGGCUGGUCCACUACCAUAAUGAGGGAAAUCCCGUUUACAUGUAUUCAAUUCCCAUUGUAUGAGUAUAUGAAGAAGAGGUGGGCCGAGGUGCAAGGUAAAGAGCGCGCCGCGCCUUGGCAGGGGUCUGUUUGUGGGUGUAUAGCCGGUGGGAUCGCUGCUGCUGCCACGACGCCAUUAGAUGUGUUGAAGACGAGAAUCAUGUUGCACCAUAAGUCCGUCUCAGCUCUUCAUUUGGCCAAGACUAUGUUGCAAGAAGAAGGUGUCAAGGUCUUUUUCAGUGGUGUUGGACCAAGAACAAUGUGGAUCAGUGCUGGUGGUGCCAUCUUCCUAGGUGUCUAUGAAACUGUUCAUUCAUUGUUCUAG